UCUUCCCACGCCUUUGUCUUGUUCCUUUGUUUUUGUUGCCACCAAGGAGACAGUAUAAAUAUGUUGGAUCCAGGAGUAGCCGCUCGCCCCCUUUGCUAUUACUGCUCUCCGCCAUGGCUGUCCACAUCUUGGACACAAGGUUUCAACUGGCUCCACCUUACGAGCAUUAUUUCACCUUCUCCAUCGACGUAGCGGCAACUCUAGAGUUGUACUGUGAUGGGGGUGACGAGGGCAUGCUGAAAAGGCUGGAUGGUUUUCAGGAUAGAAAAUAUGCCGGACAAUGCUUAGAGAUUGAAAAACCGGAUAAAGAGCAACCUAAAUACCACGUUAUCUGCAUUCGGCCAGUACAGCAAGGCCUUACGAAGGCUCAUCCUCGGAAACCCGACUAUGCACGGCCCACUAUGUGCGUUCCUAUCUUGCCGGAAACCGCCCAUCCCAAGUCAAGAGAACCUCUGACGCUGUCAAAACUGCUGCCGUGGGACCAUUGCUACCAUCCUACUUGCUACGAUCUUUGGGCGCGCGUGCGAACCGAAUGGCGGGACUAUCAUGACUCACCUCGUGCCCAGUUUUCCGAAUCGCUUUGCGAAGCCCUCGAGGAGGAUGGGCGUUAUCGUCAACUUCUCCGGGCUGGACUCGAUGAUGCAAGAAUUCAAAGAAUUCUCGAUGGUCAAGAAGAUGCCCCGGACACAGACGACGCUUCAGAGAUUGAUGGUCGAACCUGCAAGACGUUCCUGGCCAAGGUGCCGGAAUUUGAUGAUCCUGAAGAAGAUGGGAUUUUCGUACCGGUUAUGCGUAUCAAUCACAUCUUGUCGAACGUUCCAGAGAUAUCUGAUCCGUCGCAGCUAUGCGGGGAUGUCGAUCUUUUCCGGGAGAUCGUACAGGAGCAUCAACUCGCACGCUAUGGAUCCGUCCUUUUCGACCCUCCAGAAGAGCCAGAGGUUGACGACACGUCUGUUGCGGACGACUUUUCAUUUACUUAUAGUAUCACACCGGGGGGAUCUUACUCAAGUUUGACGGAAGAACUCGGCUCUGACCGCCCAGACACGCAUGAACUGGACUCGACGUCCGAAGAGUCUCCUCCGGUGUCGGAGCCUAUUCGGAAAGGAAAAUGGAGAGUCAAAUCGCUCCUCCGGCGAGCGAUGAGGAAUUUCGUGGAGCUGGUGAAGUGGCGCAAAUUCUCCAGCAAGUUAUGAUUCGUUCUGCAGGACAGACGAACAAAAUUC
Molecule: messenger RNA, 1223 nt
Organism: Desarmillaria tabescens
Lineage: Eukaryota; Fungi; Basidiomycota; Agaricomycetes; Agaricales; Physalacriaceae
Exons: 4
Coding region: 114-1193 (359 amino acids)
Source: RefSeq, a predicted model, not a curated record